AUAAAAUUCUUUUAUAUUAGCACAUGUAUAAAAAAAAAUCUGUUAUAGAAGAAAGAAUACGACUUUAAUUAAGUCAGUAUAAAGUCCGAACAGUAUGCGCGUUUCUCUGCGCGCAGAUCUGAUGUCUGAAUAAACAAUUAUCGUCUGGUUAACGCAUUAGUAGUUCACUGCCGGUUAAAGUGUCAUAGUCAUCACUAGGUUAACCAAAGAUGGAAGUUCGAACAGAAUUAAUUACGGAACUUCGUGAAAAAUUUUUUAAAAAAUUGGCCGACGAGGGACCACCAGAUCCUAAGUUUCAUCCUGUAGAUAUUGCUAAAAUAAAAGAUAAUAACCAUUGGUUACAAAGAUUUUUGGAGCAUAAUGAAAACAAUGUGCAAGAAGCACUUAAUAUGUUAUGGGAAACUUGCUGUUGGAGGAGUAAAUUUGGCACAAAUGAGAUUACAGAAGAGAAUGUAAUGAAAGAAUAUUUAAAUAGCGAACUGUGCUUUAUUCACGGUAAAGAUAAAGAUGCUAAAACAAUGUUUGUUAUUAGAUGUAAAUUGCACACUAAAGGAAGCAAAGACUUUAGUCAGUUGCAAAAGCUCGUUGUGUAUUGGUUUGAAAGAUUAGAAAGACAAACUAAUGGUAAUCAAAUUUCACUUUUCUUUGAUAUGUCAGAUACUGGUAUUCUAAAUAUGGAUAUGGAAUUUAUCAAAUACCUGAUUAAUCUUUGUAAAAAUUACUAUCCUAAUUUUUUAAAUUAUAUUAUUAUUUUCGAAAUGCCAUGGAUAUUAAAUACUGCAUUUAAAAUUAUAAAGUCAUGGUUGCCACCUAAGGCAAUUCCAAAAAUUAAAUUUGUACAAAAAAGUAACAUACAUGAGUUUGUAGAACCUAAUGAUAUACUUACAUGUUGGGGAGGUAGUAAUGAAUAUGUCUUCAAAUUUGUAUCAGAAGCACAAAACAGUGUAGAUGCUACAAUGAAUGGUAAAUUUGAUAAUAAAAAGUAUUAUCUAUUGAACCAGAUGCACUCAUAUUUAACAAAACCGGGAAUGAAAUUAGUGGAACAAUUACAUUAAAAAAUAUAACCACUGAUAAACCUUUAUCUUAUAAGGUAAAAACAACAUCACCAGGGAAGUUUAAAGUACGUUUAAGUUCGGGAGUUUUAUUACCUCAAGAACAACGCACGAUUUCAGUUGUUGUGCAACAAGAGCAUAACAUGCGCGGCCUUUUACAAGUUGAUAAAUUUUUAGUUAUGUGCCUUCCAUUAAAAGAUCCAAAUGCAUCGGCCCAAGAACUAGCAGCUUUAUGGAAGUCUGAGAAACCAGCAGAAGAACAUAAAUUAAGAUGCUGUGAUGGUGGAAUUACAAGUAGUGAAUCAUUAAAAUUACAUUCCACCUCUGGUAUAUCAGAAAGUGGUCAAAUAGAUAUACUUUCCCGUAAAAUAGCACAUUUGAAAGAUAGUCAUACAAAGCUGUAUAAUGAUGUUGCUUUUUUAAAGCACUUAUCAUUCUUUUCUAUGAUAGUUACAAUUAUAAUGGCCAUAAUAGUUAUUUAUAUUUUAAAAAUUGACAUUAAAAAUACUGUAGAUUUAACACCCGGAAGUACCUAAAACGACAGUCGUCCGGUGUAAACAUGACGAGUGACGCGUGCCAGUGCGCAGCUAUCAACGCGCAGCAUUUGAACAUUCGUAGUUCGAUCGGCCAUAUUGUCCUCCCGGGUCUUACACAACGCCCUCACACGAACGUUCUCGACUUUAUGAGGUAAGCGAAUAUUUCGAGGUUUCGUGUCGCAGGCGAACUUAGCACAACGUGGAAGCACUAUUCCGUGUGAAGAACAACGAUUUUCAGAUUCGAGGGAAUCUGUGCCAGUCCAGUCGCGAGCUGAACGCAGAACAUUGGUAAGUUAUAUUCAGCACGUAGCAGAACGAACAGUAUUCCCUUCCGUUGCGUCCUCCAUAUUGAUGACAGCGCCGACGGUGAUAAUUUUCUGAAAUUUUUGUCGUUAAUGCCCCCUGUGUCCUGAAAUCGAAAGCACCCGCGUUGUCUUAAAAGCUUUCCGACAGAAUGCGCAACUUCGGAGCCUCCGGUGUUCGAUGAAAGUCCACGGGUACGGAACCCUGGAGGCUCGCCAUGUAUUUCCACACGCUUCUUCGUCCAUCACGGCGCAAUCACAUUCUACCCAUGGCGUCAUCCUUGUUCGCAUUACCCGCUUCGCGUGUUACAUGGCGUUCCGCGGCAGCGUGUGUCGCUUCUGUCAAUCCCGUUUGCCUUUCCAGCGAUACAACGCUCUGAUGCUCGGUUACGAGGAUUUUAACGCGUGGUUAGCCUCGUUAAUUGUUCGCUCUCGACGAAUCCCCCCCUCUCCCCACACGUCGCCUCCUGUUCAUCCAUUCUUUCGUACCUUCAAUUUCUUUACUCGGAUAUAUUGAUUUUCCUUUAAUUUCGCGCGACUCACGAUGCCUCGUGCACAUCCACUGAUGUUUCGGUGGUGAUUGGUACAAUUUUCGAACGUUACUGAAUGCAUGCACGUGUCUUCUCCAUACGUUCUCAAACGUAAAGCCGAUUGCAGUUGCGCAUUCUUUCAAAACAUUUGUCAUAUUCAUUGUAUAUGAUGUCCAAAAGUCUAUGCCAUUUUUUGUAACAAUCCAAUAUGAUUGUAUAUCUUUAGAAAUGUAUUUAUUCAUGUAGAUCUUUGAAGUCGUUUGAGGUCUACAUAUUGCACGAAUAA
Molecule: messenger RNA, 2706 nt
Organism: Heterotrigona itama
Lineage: Eukaryota; Metazoa; Arthropoda; Insecta; Hymenoptera; Apidae
Source: the annotation of a GenBank genome assembly